AUGCAGUGUAUCUUUUGUGAACAGGUGGAAUCACUUUAUCCUCGUCCUGGCUGGGUUGAAUUAGAUCCUGAAGUGCUGUGGUGUCAGUUUGUUGAUGUAAUAAAAGAGGCUGUACAAGCUGCAGGACUUCACAUGAAGCAAAUUGCUGGUCUUGGCAUCUCAACACAGAGAGCGACUUUCAUUACAUGGCACAAGAGGACAGGGAAACCUUUUCAUAAUUUCAUAAGUUGGCAAGACUUAAGAAGUGCUGAACAUGUGAAUUCCUGGAAUAACUCCCUUCUGCUGAAGGUGAUCCGUGUUAUUUUUACAGUGCUUUAUUUCUUGACUGGGAAUGAUCGAUACUUGGUAGCAAGUUUUCUUACUUUUUCAACACAACAAACUUCUAUGAAGUUAUCAUGGGUUUUUAAAAACAUACAUGAGGCUGAAGAAGCUGCCAAAAAAAAUAACUGCUGCUUUGGAACAGUUGACACGUGGUUACUGUAUAGAUUGACUAAAGGUUCUGUGUAUGCUACAGAUUACUCAAAUGCCAGUGCUACAGGUGUUUUUGAACCCUUUAUGAAAUGUUGGAGCCCCACUUUGUGUAAUUUACUUUCCAUUCCAAUGUCUGUGUAUCCACCAGUGAAAGACACAAGCUUCAACUUUGGAUCAACUGACUCUGAAAUAUUUGGGGUACCUAUUCCAAUAAUGGCAGUGGUAGCUGACCAGCAGUCAGCCAUGUUUGGAGAAUGCUGCUUUCACCCAGGAGAUGUUAAACUGACAAUGGGAACAGGUGGUUUCUGGAAUGUGAACACUGGAGAGCAUCUCUUUGCAUCACGAAAGGAUCUGUAUCCACUGAUUGGUUGGAAGAUUGGGGAAGAAGUUGUUUACUUAACUGAAGGCUGCAUGUCAGACAUUGGUACUGCUAUAAAAUGGGCUCAGGAUAUAAAUCUUUUCACCAAUGUAGAUGAAACAGCAAAAAUGGCACGGAGUAUUGUUGAUUCUCAAGGCGUUUGUUUUGUUCCAGGUUUUCAGGUUUCUGUGAAUGACCCAUAUUUAUGUGCCUCUUUCACGGGGCUGAAACCUUCCACUACCAGAAACCAUCUUGUACGAGCGAUAUUGGAAUCUGUAGCUUUCAGAAACAAACAGCUUUAUGAUAUCAUUGUGAAGAAGGUACGCAUUCCUCUUCAAACUAUUCGAGCUGAUGGAGGUGUCAGUAAUAAUAGUUUUGUCAUGCAGAUGACUUCAGAUUUAAUUAACAAGAGAAUAGAAAAACCUGCAAAUGCAGACAUGUCUAGUCUUGGUGCAGCUUUUCUAGCAGGCCUUGCUUCAGGAUUUUGGACUGACAAAGAACAACUAAAGAAGCUGAGGCGAAUAGAAGCCGUUUUUGAGCCCCAGAAGGACUUGGAAGAAUACAAACCUGCUAUGGAUACCUGGUUACAAGCAAUGAAAUGUUCCCUGUACUGGUAGAAAUUGGCAUUUU
This is a messenger RNA of Antrostomus carolinensis (chuck-will's-widow), 1459 nucleotides long. RefSeq names its product glycerol kinase 5 (gene GK5). The transcript has 16 exons. Bases 1 to 1446 code for a protein of 481 amino acids. Gene Ontology annotation, molecular function: phosphotransferase activity, alcohol group as acceptor; kinase activity. Gene Ontology annotation, cellular component: mitochondrion. Gene Ontology annotation, biological process: phosphorylation; glycerol-3-phosphate biosynthetic process; glycerol metabolic process. The record is from RefSeq and is a predicted model, not a curated record. NCBI's taxonomy places the organism in Eukaryota, Metazoa, Chordata, Aves, Caprimulgiformes, Caprimulgidae.